AUGACAAUGGAAGCCUGCCUGGUCAAAUACCGUUCAUACUACCACGAUAUUGGUUUGAUUAUACUCUCUAAACCAGUCGAAUACAAUGACAAAGUACAGCCUGUCUGUAUUCCUGAGUUGAACCAGGCUCACGCGAACUUAAACAAUAAGAAGGUCGUUGUUACUGGUUGGGGUGUUACUAGAAGAGCUAAUGAAAAACGUGACGUUCUACGUGAACUGGCGGUUACAAACGGACGGCGCAACAAGUCUUAUCGAACACUGCCAUACUCCAAGCUCAACCGAGGAAUCACUGAUGACAUGAUUUGUGCUGGGUAUCAGGAAGGAGGGAGAGAUGCUUGUGAGGGCGACUCUGGUGGACCUCUGAUGUAUCAGGAUCUAACAACAGGAAGAGUGGAAUUAGUGGGAGUUGUAUCAUUUGGGUUCGAUUGUUCUCGUCCCAAUUUCCCCGGAGUUUACACGCGCCUUUCGAGUUACGUUAACUGGAUCGGGGGAACUUAUAUUUUACAUGCUAUCUUUCUUAUAGCCAAAGCUGUGGG
Messenger RNA from Limulus polyphemus (Atlantic horseshoe crab), 536 nucleotides. Its product is annotated as clotting factor B-like. Gene Ontology annotation, biological process: proteolysis. Lineage: Eukaryota; Metazoa; Arthropoda; Merostomata; Xiphosura; Limulidae. Gene Ontology annotation, molecular function: serine-type endopeptidase activity. The transcript has 4 exons. The annotation marks the transcript as partial. The record is from RefSeq and is a predicted model, not a curated record.